This is a messenger RNA of Aphanomyces invadans, 3979 nucleotides long. RefSeq lists its product as hypothetical. Lineage: Eukaryota; Oomycota; Saprolegniomycetes; Saprolegniales; Verrucalvaceae. The transcript is spliced from 9 exons. Gene Ontology annotation, molecular function: protein binding. The record is from RefSeq and is a predicted model, not a curated record. Bases 7 to 2526 code for a protein of 839 amino acids.
GUUGACAUGAAGCCUUGCGACGAUGGCCGCAGCGAUAUGGCUGAAGGAACCUUCACCGCGUGCUGCACGUGCCAGCAGCCGUGCAGAAUGAUAGCCAAGUUUUGUCCACAUUGCGGGGCGAAACAAUCGAGCGUUUUCCUCGCCGCACGCCGCAAGCUCCCGGCACUCGGUCGCUUCACCAAACUGCCAUCCGUGCCCAACGCGCAAUCGAUCCUGCUGGAGAAAACGCCCCCACGAAAGCCAACUGUACGAGCGCUAAAUGCGGCCGGGGUACGAAUCGCCCGACCCAAUCGUUCAAAUCAGCAUGGUGCCGCCAAUGGCCCACGUUCGGACAGAGCCGCCGCAUGCGAGGCAUCUCGCAACCUCGACCAAGAGCACGCUAUUCCAUCCAAUUUACACCCAUGCAGUCAUGAUUCGCCAUCACCAGUCGCGCCAACGACACUCCCGUGCAAUGUCGAGACGCGCCUGCAGGCGUGGAUCGUCCAGCUCCAGAAACUGCACUCGAUUGUCAUCGCUUACAAACCGCCGAUGCCACACCCACUGCAGAAAUCCUUGACGUCGGCUUCAAAAGCCAAGCUCGAGCGACAAUUCGCCGCGCUCAACGACGACUGGAACACCAUGGGCUUGGACAAAUCGUCGAGCGUCGCGAUGCGAAGUCUUGCGCUGUGGAGUCGGUCCAAGCACAUUCUCGACAACAUCCCAUCCCGCCCUCCCGCCACGGAUGCGCAAGUAUCUGUCAAAGUCGACGGCUCCAUCAUGCACUUCAGGAGCAGGUGGCAAGUGGAUGGCGCUAGCAACGAAGGCAGCCCCAGUCCCAUGGACACGGCUCCAACCGCCUUGGUGACGAAACCGCAUGCGACUGCCCCACCUUCCUCCGUCGAAAUAUCGCCACCGCCAUUACGGAAGAGAUCUCGGCAUUUUUUCCACGCACGGCCAACGCAUUUAUUCACGCGCGUGUGCUUCAUCCAGGGUUCGCGUCAACCAUACAUCGUUAGCGUCGACGAAGAUGGAUCCUGCGAUGAAGGCGAGUCCAAGGCCCUCGUCUUUCGAGCGUACGGCCCCCACACAAGUCGCACCAGCCACGCCAUUGUAUCCAUUGUGACACUGCAAACCAUGAUUCCUGAGCUCCACGCGCCGCCAUUGUAUUUUCGAGACCAGCUCCCUUCGUUGUGUCGACAUGCGCUUUACCACUGGGGUUCGUGGUGCACGUCGGCGCUGCCUUCGCUUUGCUGGAAGAACCACCACUUGACGAUGCGUUUUCCCAGUGCCCUGAAAACGUGCCACGUUCUCCAGUACAAGGGCGUGUGCUUGUUUCGUUGCGUCGUCCAAGUGCAUGUGAUGGCGGAUUUUAGCGUCGACAUCGCGGCAGUCGACGUCGCGACGGACCAAGUCUUUUACGUCCAUGCACCUGUCCCGUUGCUCCAAGUGCAUUGCCCCGAGUACCUCCAGUAUGUCCAGGUCCGACAUCGAUGGCCAGCACUGUUCAAAGCGCUCGUGGGCCAGCUCUGGCUUGAGUACACGACCAAGGGAUUCGAGCUCCUCGUGGCUGGCCAAGCCCCCCAUGGUCGAAUUCUCCUGCACCCGCUCAUGAACAUGUCGGACGUACAAUUUCAGAAUUUUCUGCAACUCGAACACGACAGACUAGCUCGUGUCCGCGACGAGUGCGUCCGGCUCGCUGCGUCCGUUGCGCUUCGGAAGGAAUUGGGCCGGCAAGAGGUCGAGCAGCAGCACCGACUUCACAUUCGACGCAGCCACGCAGCGACAUCCAUUCAGCGGGUGUUUCGUGGUCAUCUCGGGCGAAUUGUCUUUUAUCGAGCUGUGUGUGAAGAUGCAUGUGCGAACCACAUCCUUGGAGCCAUGCCAGGCACUCGCUUCCAACGAGCCGCGCCAUGCCGAGACGGGUGGUUCCAAGACCCGCACACGCUGAUGGCGUUCGGAAUCAGUCGCCUCCAUCCCGUUGCUGGAGUCCGAUGCCGAAACUGGAUCGUCACCCGCCACGAUAUGAACUGCCAAGUCUUGAAUGAUCUCCACCGGUUGAUUCAGCAAGCCAUCGCUGCCCAAUGCAUUCAAGGGCACGUGCGGCGGUGGCUGUGCCAAAGGCGCUAUCGGUCCGUGUACCGAGGGGUGGUGAGUUUCCAAUAUCAAGUCCGUGGCGCCCUCCGUCGACGGUACCAACGACUCCAUCGUGCCCUACACGGCCUGUCGUUCCCUUUUGCGCGACGGAUUCGCAACACGUGGCUGCUAUUUCAUGUUCGACUGCGCCCGCCAAAAACACACUACGACGACGGGUGGUACGUGGACCUGGCCGGCACGCACCCGCACGCUGGAGUGUCUGCGCGCCAGCGAAUCUCCAUGGCGCGCCUGGUCGCGAAUGGAACGUUUUACGUCGACGAGUGGCGCGGCAUGGCCAACGUCGACGUUGCCACGCGGAUUGCCGACGCCACCGACCUGUUUUACUCGGCCCAGAGCCACCUCAUGACGUUUGGGGUCGGUCCGACGAAGCGGACGUCUUGGGAAGGCAUUUAAAGCCCCUAGAAGCACCUGCGUUGAGCUGAACAUGCUCUGUCCUGCAAGACUGUGGUCGCAAAGUGACACAGCGUCGCAUUUGUGAACAUUACAGCAGGCGGCUCGCAGCCUUUUCACUCUCGCUAAAAAUUCGCUGGACAAGUGCACAGCCUAACUGUGACGAUGUUGGCCAUAGGUCAUCCCAGAGUCGUCGAACAGAGGCAUCUUGCAUUUAAUUGAGGAGCCUUUUGCUUCGGCGGGAAUAGAUGCUGCGAUCGUUGGCUAUUGCGGAAGCUGUGGUCUUGUAAUAUGGGAGUCGCAUUUGGCACACGGGUGGCAUCGGAUAUUUCGUGAGCUGGAGGCUCACCAUGUCGUGCUGAUGUGUGCAUGACCCACGGGUCGAGUUCGAUACAUCUUCAAUUAUUGGACUGCAUCGCAACACCGUCGAGGUGACAGGAUGGGCAUUCGGGGUAUUUCCAGCCGCGCUGUGUCGAAGCGGGCUGAGAUUUUUUGACGCUCCAAAGCCGCAACGAAGCACCACACGGAUUAGGUAAAUCGUUGGGGGAACUGCCAAGGAAUGGGCUGACGAUGACCUAGGCGAGGCAGUCGGCAACUAGCCAGCAAAAGGGAGAUCGGACGUGAGAAGCGUCGGCAAUGGAGAUGAUGCGCCAAAGUAUCAUAGCGUCUGGAGGGAGCGAGCGGCAAGAGAGCGUGAACUCGUGCGCGUACACCGUUCGAGACGCACCAGACUUGGUCGAGAUCGCACGUAAAGCAAAACGCGUUGCUUCUAGACGCCGCAGCCUUUCUUGAAAUCGCUGGGAUGCUUGGCAAAUCGACAGGCCAAUCAUACCGAGCCCUUCAAGAAGGGGCGGCGGCCAAUUUGGUUCAGCGUCGGGGCGAGCGACAAUUCGUCAUUGCGUGGUUGGCAUGGAGCUGCACCAGUCGGCGGAAAAGAAUUCACGUUCUUCUUGGACAGAUUUCAAAUUGCACCGGAUCGCGGUACGCCAGCAUACCGAUGCCAGAAUUUCGUGGCAGUGAGCUGUCAAUGCUCAUGACGACGAAAAUGCCCCGGCGCGAAAUUGUCCACGAGCAUGCGCCAAGGAAUGCAGAGUCAAGUCCUUUGGGGCUAGAUAUUGAUGCUGGCCAAAAAGGAAGCACUUUUGCAGCUUCAUGCACCGAGUGGGAGUGUUCUUCCGCACUCCAUCGACUGGGGCGAAUGCAGCGUGGGAAACAAGGUAGAGGGCGAAAACUCAGAUCAACGCAUGCAUGCGACGAGGAGUGCGACUAUCGGGAGCGACGCCACACGGACCAUCUUGUCAAGUGGCUGUGACUCGCGCGAGGCCACUUCUUCGAGUUCGCAGGGGUAAUUUCCAUGAUGGCCCAUCGCCAGGCAAUCUUGCUCUGCUUCCACCCAUCGACGGAAACUUCGCCGACCACACAUCGAACGCUUUCCAUGGAUGAUGUGGAGUUUCAU